UCAUGGUGAGGCCAAACAAUCGUUCACAGUCAGCCCCUAAUCACUUCGUACUAACUGAUUCGUCUUCGAAAAGUUUGACAAAGGCUUACAAGUGUAUUGAAGCUCAUAAAACAAAAGGUAAUCUCUUGAGAGAUCGUGACAAUGUCGGACUUUGACAAUAUCUUUGAAUACCAGCGAGACGACACCACGAUGUAUCCUCAACACACACUAUCAUUCGUUCCUACCGGUGCAACCACGGACAGCAGCCAGACAAAUUUUGCUGUUCCAAGCAUUAUCCGGAGCCAUUCUACUACGAAAGUGACAAAGCUUGCUGAAAAUCUUACAAGUUCUGACCUAAAGCCAAAGCGGCCUCUUUCCGCAUACAAUAUUUUCUUCAAGAAAGAGCGCCAGCGUAUUCUUGCAGAGACUCCGACUCGACCAGAGGGAAAGCCUCGAAGAUCACAUGGAAAGAUCGGUUUUGCUGAUCUUGCUCGGAGAAUUGCUGGCAAUUGGAAUAGCAUCGAUGAAGAUCGGAAGGCAGCUUUCGAGAAGCUUGCUGCGACGGACAAGAAACGCUACUUGGGAGAAAUGGAAGUAUGGAAGCGUCAGCAGGAAGAAAGUCACCAUGCGAUCGUGGCUAAUGACACGAAAGCAGCGCCAUCGUGCAAUAGUAAGGGGCAAUUUGAAUCGGUAUCACUUUAUGCUUUGCUGAACCGCGCGCCCAACAAUACCAGUCCCUCGGAAAGUGCGAGUGUGGAGUUUCAUCCUUCGUACACGCACUUUGAAUCGUUGGAACGAGGGAGCUCGGUUUAUGGACAAGACUAUACAGGGCCAAUCCCAGAUGACAUAGCAAUGGGGGGUGCUCGUUCUUCUGCGCCGUUCGGGCAGAACAGUUCCCAUCAUGCUAUACAUGGUUUCCCCACAGUGCAAGCAAGACUUCCAAGUCUACUUUGUACCGAACAUCGACCGAAAAUUUCCGAUCUUGCCACAAAAAUGGACAACGAGAGCGUAGAUUUCCUUGUCAACAUGUUUCGUUAG
This is a messenger RNA of Phaeodactylum tricornutum CCAP 1055/1, 1017 nucleotides long. RefSeq lists its product with no specific name. NCBI's taxonomy places the organism in Eukaryota, Bacillariophyta, Bacillariophyceae, Surirellales, Neidiaceae. The transcript has a single exon. The record is from RefSeq and is a predicted model, not a curated record. The coding region runs from base 142 to 1017 and encodes 291 amino acids.